CCGAGCCAAGAUGUUUUUCUCUCAGUUUGAACUUUGGAUCAGAUUCCCAGAAGUUGACACUCUGAUUGUGCCUGCCAGCAGGGCGACAGGAGCCCACGGUCCUCCGGUGGGGAUGAAAUAUUCAGUUUGACUGUUCAGGCAGGUGACGUGUCCUUCCUCAUCUGCAGCCCUUCUAUAAAGAGGACCCUUGACCUGGCAGCAGAGCCCAUCCAGGAGCACGGCCGGCUGAGCAGAGACAAGGUGGGCCUGAGUCGCAGAUCAGGAAGCACCGGGAAGAUGCAGGCCUGCAUGGUGCCGGGGCUGGCCCUCUGCCUCCUACUGGGGCCUCUUGCAGGGGCCAAGCCUGUGCAGGAGGAAGGAGACCCUUACGCGGAGCUGCCGGCCAUGCCCUACUGGCCUUUCUCCACCUCUGACUUCUGGAACUAUGUGCAGCACUUCCAGGCCCUGGGGGCCUACCCCCAGAUCGAGGACAUGGCCCGAACCUUCUUUGCGCACUUCCCCCUGGGGAGCACGCUGGGCUUCCAUGUUCCCUAUCAGGAGGACUGAAUGGUGUCCAGCCUGGUGCCCGCCCACCCCGCCAGGCUGCACUCGGUCGGGCCUCCGCAGGCAUGGAGUUCCCACAAAAACCUGGCCCCUGCAGGAGUCAGGCCUGGUCUCACGCUCAAUAAACUCCGGACUGAAG
Gorilla gorilla gorilla (western lowland gorilla) is the source of this 682-nucleotide messenger RNA. RefSeq names its product otospiralin (gene OTOS). NCBI's taxonomy places the organism in Eukaryota, Metazoa, Chordata, Mammalia, Primates, Hominidae. Gene Ontology annotation, biological process: sensory perception of sound. The transcript has 4 exons. The record is from RefSeq and is a predicted model, not a curated record. Bases 277 to 546 code for a protein of 89 amino acids.